AUGGGAGAAGAAGAUGAAGCUGAUGGCGUCAUGGGAGAAGAUGAAGCUGGUGGCGCCAUGGGAGAGGAUGAAGCUGGUGGCGCCAUGGGAGAAGAAGAUGAAGCCGAUGGCGUCAUGGAAGAAGAAGAAGCUGAUGUCGCCAUGGGAGAAAAAGGCGAAGCUGUACAAGCUGUCGGUACCUUGGGGAUUCUUUCAAUUGGAGUCUAA
Letharia columbiana is the source of this 207-nucleotide messenger RNA. RefSeq lists its product as uncharacterized. The record is from RefSeq and is a predicted model, not a curated record. Lineage: Eukaryota; Fungi; Ascomycota; Lecanoromycetes; Lecanorales; Parmeliaceae. Bases 1 to 207 code for a protein of 68 amino acids. The transcript has 2 exons.